Molecule: messenger RNA, 960 nt
Organism: Rotaria sordida
Lineage: Eukaryota; Metazoa; Rotifera; Eurotatoria; Philodinida; Philodinidae
Source: the annotation of a GenBank genome assembly
AUGGCAGCAUUUCAACAACAUGUGACAUCAUGCGAUCCAGACAAUAUGGCUCCAUGUGAAUAUUGUCAAUGUCUAUAUAAAUUUUAUCAAUUGGAUGACCAUUCUCGAUAUUGUCGGAAUAUUUCAGAACAACAACGACAACAAGCAUUUUUAGAUUUCAUCCUACCGAAAUUGAAAUAUCCUUUUACGCCAGUACAAGUUCGUUUCUACAUCGAACAACAAAGACAGAAUCGACGAGUGCUUGAUCCUCAUGAAAUUGUCGAUACAUUGGCUGCAUUCGAAGAUAAAUUCCCAUUCGAACAAUAUCACUAUCGAACGACUUGUCAGCAAGUAGUACAAAUAACACAACGAUGGUUUGUUUGGUGUAAUACAGAGCGUGGCAAUUAUUGGAGAGUUCGAGCACAGCAAGAUGCUACUUAUCGUGCUCAAUUAGACGAAUAUGAAAGACAGCUAGCGGCGAAUACUCAGCGAAACGAAGAACUGCAACGUCGUUAUAACGAAUUAAAGGCCGAUGAAGCUUUCAAAGCUCAGAAUUGUCGUCUUUGUCCACAUUGUAAACGAGUCACACAACACAUGGGAGGAUGCAGUAGUAUGGUAUGUGGACGAAAUUAUCAUGGAGGUGAUCAGCAGUCGGGAUGUGGCAACAACUUCAACUGGGAUCAGGCUGAGCCUUAUAUACCAAUCACCAACAGGCCUCUAGAACAAAUUAAAAAUGACUUACCACGCCUAGAAAAUAAACAAAGAGUCGUACAUACUGGCAUCAGGUGCGAUGGUUGUCACAACGAUGUUGAAGGCAUUCUGUUUUCUUGUAUUCAUUGUCCUUCAUUGAUUUAUUGUGAAAAAUGUGAACAACGGUGUACUCUGGCUCAUUCAGAAGAACUUCGACAACAGAAAAAACAACAACAUGUAUUUCAGCUGAUAACGACACCAGAAGUUUUACACAUACGACAACGACGAUGA